AUGGCGAGCACGGCGGGCGGCCCGAGAGCACUGCAGGCACUGACGGGCUGCCUGCUGGGCGCCCUGGUGCUGGGCACGCUGGCGGGCAAUGCUCUGGUGUGCCUGGCUGUCCUGCGCUUCCGCCACCUGCGCACAAAAGUCACCAACUGGUUUGUGCUGUCGUUGGCCGUCUCUGACCUCUGCGUAGCCAUCCUGGUGAUGCCUUGGAAGGCAGUCACUGAGGUGGCCGGUGGCUUCUGGCUCUUCGGCAGCCACUUUUGUGACACCUGGGUGGCCUUUGACAUUAUGUGCUCCACCGCCUCCAUCCUCCACCUCUGCAUCAUCAGCCUGGACCGGUACUGGGCCAUCGCCAGCCCCUUUCGCUACGAGCGCCGGAUGACGCAGCGUCUGGCCUGCGCCAUGAUCGCCCUGGCCUGGGCCCUCUCCAUCCUCAUCUCCUUCGUCCCCGUGCAGCUGCACUGGCACAAAACCAAGGACAGAAGGCACCCCAGCUCCCUCUGCGAUGUCAGCUUGAACGGCACCUACGCCAUCACCUCCUCCCUCAUCAGCUUCUACAUCCCUGUGGCCAUCAUGAUCGUCACCUACACCAGGAUCUAUCGCAUUGCCCAGGCCCAGAUCCGCCGCAUCUCCACCCUGGAACGAGCAGGCGGGCAGUGCCCAGCCCACAGCAAGGAGCCUGCCUCCAGUCUGCGGAGCUCCCUGCGCAAGGAGACCAAGGUGCUGCAGACCCUCUCCAUCAUAAUGGGAGUCUUUGUUUGCUGCUGGCUGCCCUUCUUCCUGCUCAACUGCAUGCUACCUUUCUGCCAGCCUGAGAGCGACAGCAAAGGGCAGCCACCAUGUGUCAGCCAAACCACCCUCAAUGUCUUUGUAUGGUUCGGCUGGGCCAACUCCUCAGUGAACCCAGUCAUCUAUGCUUUCAAUGCAGACUUCCGUCGGGCUUUCAGCAACCUGCUGGGCUGCCAGUCCCUCUGCUGCAGCACCACCAGGGCUGCAGUAGAGAGAGUCCACCUCAGUAAUGAGCUGGUCUCCUACCACCAGGACACCACCUGCCAAAAGGAGGGAGCCACUGUCACCAUGCCACCCACCACUGUCACAGCCUGGGUGCAGCCCGGGCCCCAUGCAGUGAGUCCUCAGCAGGAAGACAGAGAGGAGCUCCCCAUGGAGAAGAGGCUCAUGAGUACGCCAACACAGGCUAGCCCAGGCAGCAGCCCCAAGUGUUGUCGUGUGACAGCCACUUUACAAUUGGACUAUGGGUCAGAGCUGCCCCUGGAGACUAUUAAUGCCUUUACAGGGCUUGACAGGCAUGAGAGACACCGUCACCCCAUUCCAGAGGGAUAA
Lagopus leucura (white-tailed ptarmigan) is the source of this 1338-nucleotide messenger RNA. RefSeq names its product D(1) dopamine receptor-like. Bases 1 to 1338 code for a protein of 445 amino acids. Gene Ontology annotation, cellular component: membrane. The record is from RefSeq and is a predicted model, not a curated record. NCBI's taxonomy places the organism in Eukaryota, Metazoa, Chordata, Aves, Galliformes, Phasianidae. Gene Ontology annotation, biological process: adenylate cyclase-activating adrenergic receptor signaling pathway. Gene Ontology annotation, molecular function: G protein-coupled receptor activity. The transcript has a single exon.